This is a messenger RNA of Arabis nemorensis, 459 nucleotides long. The record is from the annotation of a GenBank genome assembly. NCBI's taxonomy places the organism in Eukaryota, Viridiplantae, Streptophyta, Magnoliopsida, Brassicales, Brassicaceae.
AUGGUUAGAGAACGGGUAAUGCCUAUCUCAAGUUUUGUCCACCACUACAAGGUCAUGCUGAAUGAAUUGCUUUCUCAAAUGAAGAAAGAUGACACCGAUUUUAGUGCUAGUAAUUGCUUACAUCCAUCAUCAAUGCGGAAAAAAUACGGUCAUACAGACACAAAGAGUUUUAGAGGUGAAGAUAUUGGUGUCAUCGUGCUUGGAAAAUUUAAGGAUGGCAUAUAUUGCUACUCCACAUCUUGGUUAUUCCUCCAUGUCUCUCCAAGAUAUCUGAAGGCUUACAUGAGUACAAUAUCGUGCCAUCAAAUAAACUUUUUUGAAGGUUCUUCAAAAUUGUUGAGAUGUCAAUGCCAUCAUGUCACCUUGAUAGGCUAUGAUGACAUGUUUCUUCUACUAUAUAGAUCUCAUCUUCUGGACGACUGCAAUUGCAUGACAGAACUAGCAGCAUUGAUGUUCUGA